Molecule: messenger RNA, 3221 nt
Organism: Brassica rapa (field mustard)
Lineage: Eukaryota; Viridiplantae; Streptophyta; Magnoliopsida; Brassicales; Brassicaceae
Product: pumilio homolog 14
Biological process (GO): post-transcriptional regulation of gene expression
Cellular component (GO): cytoplasm
Molecular function (GO): mRNA binding
Source: RefSeq, a predicted model, not a curated record
AAAAAUAGAACAUUAUAAAUAAGUUAACUUAAUAUAUAAAAUAUUUUCGAAAUUUAACAUAAAAAUAAACAUAUAAAUACAAAAUAAUAAUUAAUUUAAAAAUGUAAGACUUUUACUCAAUAAUAAGUAAAUAAAUUUGACUUAUAAUUUAAAAAUUUUAGGCUAUAUGCUAAUGAAAAUAUUCACAAAUAACAUAUACUAUGUAUAAGUUGAACUAAGUAUAAAUAAUUGAGAAUGUUCACAUAAUAUUUUAAAAACACCAAAAAUAUGCUAAAUCAUCAUUUUAUUUACUAUAUAAAACUGAAGCAAAAAGCCAUUGAGAAUAUACACAUAGGAUUAUAAACAACCAAUCAAAAUAAGAAAUCCUAAUUUUGAUUGGCUUACAAUUUUUUAAAAAUGUUAAAAUUUCUAAAACUGAUUAUUUUAAUACAUAAUGGAAUUCAAUAUCAAAAAGGCAACUACUAAAUAAAUAAUUAAAAUGGAAUUGACUCAUAUAUAUAUAAAAUAUUUGGAAAUUUAACAUAAAUCUAUGUGUUAUAAAAGUGUAGGUGAUGUUAUAAGAAAAAGUCGAGGCCAUAAGUCAUUAAAGGUAUGUAUACAAAAUUUAAAACAACCAAUUAUAUUAUGACAAGUCAUUAUUUUAAUUUUUAUUUUCAAAAAUGUCAAUAUUUCCAAAAACAAAUCAUUUAAAAAUAAAAUAGAAACCACUAUCAAACAAAGUAAGUUAAUAAAAUUAAAACAUUAUAAAUAAAUUCAAUUAAUAUAUCUAUAUAUAUAAUAUUUUUCAAAUUUAACAUUAAAAUAAAAUACAAAAUAAGAAUUAAUUUUAAAAAUACAAGGCUACAAUAAUAAGUAAAUUAACUCAUGAUUUUCAAAGUUUAGGUUAUAUGCUAUUGAAAAUAUUCACAAAUAUAGGAACCGUUCCGGUAUUUGAGGGUUUUGGUACGGUUCCGAUUUUAGGUAUUUCAGUUCGGUUUUGGUAUUUUUUGCCUAGGCCUUUUAUUUAACUGAUAAUAUUUCAGUAUAUUUGAUAGUUAUCUAAAAUCAUUUACAACAUCAAAGAUUUUGGUACGACAUUAUCAAAAGAAAAAAUAAAAACAAAAUAUGUCUUAACCAAUGAGAAGGGAACUCGUGUGGUCCACGCGAGUCUUCUGUUGAAGUACACUUAACUUUGACUGUACUGAGUCGUCUUGGAAUAAUAUUUGUGAAUAUUUAAUGUGCAUGGGCAAAGUUCUAGCAUAAGAAGAACGAAAGAAGACAUCAAAAAACUUUAAGAAGAAUUCAAACGUUAUUCAACCUCUUAGAAUUUCCUUGUUUGAACUUUUAAUUAUUGAAUAUCUUUCUAAAGUUAAAUCUCUCUUAAUUACCUUAAUCACUCUAUUCUGCAUUAAUACCUUAAAUCUUUUCUCUCUCUCUAUAUAUAUAGAUUUACAUUCGUAUUAAAUCUCCACAAACCUAGAGAAAAAGGUCUCUUUCUCCUUUCUGUUUUCCUCCUCUCUCUCUCUCUGUUAUAUAAUUUCUCUUCAGCUUCUUUGCUAAGUAAUGGAGUCGUCCCGCGUCAACUCAACCGGCGGCGAACGCGACGGAAAUGCGACGGAGGAGAAUCUGUCUCCGGCGGAGAUGUAUCCACGAGGUGAGUCUCAGUUCCAACCGGACACUCAUAGAGCUCUCGACGAACAGCUGUCUCGAUUCCCGACUGGUGUUGAUGUCGAAACCCUAGAUUCCUCUUUCGCUAUGCUCUCCCUUCGUCAGCAGAAUCGUUGGACCAAUCGAUCGUCACUGCAGCAAAAUCAAGGGAUCAAUGGCGGCGGCGGGGGUUGGUCUCUUCCUCCUCAGCGUGAAGUAGGUUUGCAGGAGAUGAUGAAUCACUACUUUCAAAGAACAUCGCCGUCCCUGAACGAUUACGUUAACGACGGAGGAUCGUAUGGGCAGAGUAGUGUUUCGCCCGACUUGUCGAGAGGUCGCGACAAUGGGUUUGGUUCUUGGAGGAGCAACGAAGGUUUCGUGAACGCGAGAAUGGGACCCAUUGCUUUGCUUGCUUAUAAGGAUCCAAAAUCGAGCCUUGUCUUGCAGGAGAAGAUCGAUGAGUGUUCCAAGGAGACCAUUGAUGUGAUGUUCAACGAUGUUAUCUCUAGCAUCUAUGAGUUGAUGGAACACCCUUUCGCUUCUCAAGUCCUUCACAAGCUUAUGCACAAGUGUAGCUCUCAACAGAUCAGUCAUAUUAUCGAUGUGAUCACUCUGAACCAGUUAGGAUUUAUUAAGAUGUGCAUUGAUCCUGUCGGAACCCGUUCGAUACAGUCGCUGUUGAGGUGUCUUCAUUCUGAAGAACAAAUUUUGCGGGUAGUUGGAGCUGUUAGCAUGGGAGUACUUUCAUUUACAAGGAGCAACGGUGCUAAACAUGUGAUUAUGCAAUGCUUUAACCAGUUUCCCCCCUCGUUGAAUCGGGAUCUUAUUGAAGUUUUAGCUCAGAACUGUUUCGGGUUAGCAAUUGACCAACAUGGCUGCUGCAUGCUUCAGCAAUGUCUUGGUACUAGUUGUGAGGUGCUAACGAAACGUUUGAUUCGUGAGAUAAUCAGUAAUGCGUUGAGCCUCUGCGUGAACAACUUCGGAAACUACGUGGUGCAGUAUGUAGUGGAGCUGAAUGAUCCAAACGUAACAAUUUUGCUCGUGCAACAGCUGUUUGGGAACUACGCGCGCCUCUCCCGUAACAAAUACGGAAGUCAUGUUGUGCAGAAGUUCUUGAAAAUACACUAUAUCGACCAUAGCAUGAUCGUAUAUGACUUGCUCAAAGAUAUUGAUACACUUCUUGUAGACCCUUUUGGAAACUAUGUCAUUCAAACUGCAUGGUUUGUGUGUGAGGACGUAUUGCGCGUCAUUUUGAUGAGGCAUAUAGAGCGUAAUAAACCAUUGAUGAGGUGCAACAAGUUUGGGAAGAAAGUUCUGGAUAAACUCAAUCUCUAGAGCCAAAAGUUAAAAGAAAGAAAGAAGAAUGUAUGUGCUUAUCAUAAUUGUUUUGUUGUGUCAUUGUUGAAUUUUCUAGGUGAGGCUUUUGUUUUGUGGAACAAUAUGUUUUUGUUACAUAACCAAAAAAUAUUGUCCUCACCAGUAUGUUUUGUCCUGUCUUUGUCUUGAGAGAUUUAUGUUUUUGUGUUUGUUCGUUACCUAUUAUAUAUGUGUAAAAGACUCGAGACUAUUUUCUAAUUCUAGUUCUGUUUAUUGUC